CCCUGUGGCCUCCCAUCCCAACUCGACAAAGAUUAGCUCAUUUAGAUGGCCAAAAGUCCGACUUUCAUUCGUAAAUGUUCUUAUGUUCUAAAUGACAUUUUUAAAGUUUCUCAUCUUCAUUUCAAAAUAACUUUUUUAAAGCUAUCCCAUAAUGCUCGAGUGACGUGGUAAAGUUAGUGGAUCGCUAAACUUCCUGGAGACCCAGGAGGCGGAGGGAAAUAAAGAGAAAAAGCCAGACCACCUGACAAUCAUGAGAAAGAGAAAGUAGGGUACAGCUUUCGUUUACUAAUAGUACAUUGUCGUUAGUACCCGGACAGGACACAGGGAUCAGUGAGAUAAGCAGAGGACAAAGUCAGUUUUUUUUUGUUUGUUUUGUUUUUUUACAUUUUUUUUGUAAAUAACUAUUUGAUUAAGAAAAAAAAAGUUUUGUUUCUUAAAUCAACGUGGCUAUGUGCAUGUAGCUGUUUAUGACGGUGCGAGACUCCAGCGUCUGUGUUGUUGGCGGCAGCAGCAGUCACUCACUCACACACACACCCCACCACAGACAGGUCUACGACUCCAAAACAUAGGAUCGGGGAUGUAGUGCCCAGACUAGACGGUAUCACUUCAGAGGCCAUGAGGGUGCGCUGGUCACGGAAGCUGGGCUUGCUGGCUAAGACCUGCCUGCUGCUGUCUCUGUUGUGGGUGGCCUACCUCAUCCUGGAGAUGUCGACGUCGUCCUUUCAGGACUCGCAUGGGGAAGGAGCUGGGAGGAACCUGCUCGAGAGACAAUUCUCCAGCAAGACCCAGAGCAAAGAGCAGAUUGCCCAGCCUGUAUACCAGAAGCCCCCUCCCGACUCCAAUGCCCCUGGGGAGUGGGGCAAGGCCGCCCGGCUGCAGUUGGACCCGGAGCAGAAGAAGCAAGAGGAGGAGAGCAUCGAGAGAUAUGCCAUUAACAUCCACCUGAGCGACAAGAUCUCCUUGCAUCGGCACAUUGUGGACAGCCGGAUGGAUGAAUGUAGAUCCAAGGUGUUUGAUUACCGGAAACUGCCAACGACUUCUGUGAUCAUUUCCUUCUACAAUGAGGCCUGGUCCACUUUACUGAGAACCAUACACAGCGUCCUGGAGACCACCCCUGCUGUACUGUUGAAAGAAAUCAUUCUAGUAGAUGACUUUAGCGAUAGAGUCUACCUGAAAUCUCAGCUUGAGGAGUACAUCAGUAAUCUAGACCGGGUUCGGCUCAUCAGGACCAAUAAGCGUGAAGGGCUGGUCAGAGGCCGUCUCAUCGGCGCCACCUAUUCAACUGGCGACGUGCUCACCUUCCUGGACUGUCACUGUGAGUGCGUGCCUGGGUGGAUUGAACCACUGCUAGAGAGAAUUGGAGAAAAUAAGACGGCUAUUGUGUGCCCUGUGAUUGACACCAUCGACUGGAAUACCUUUGAGUUUUACAUGCAGACAGAUGAGCCCAUGAUCGGUGGGUUUGACUGGCGGCUCACUUUUCAGUGGCACUCGGUGCCUGAGCAGGAGCGCCGCAGACGGAAAUCCAAAAUCGACCCCAUCAGGUCUCCGACGAUGGCAGGAGGCUUGUUUGCUGUAAGCAAGGAGUACUUUCAGUACCUUGGCACUUACGAUAUGGGAAUGGAGGUCUGGGGGGGUGAGAAUCUUGAGCUGUCAUUCAGGGUAUGGCAGUGCGGAGGAUCAUUGGAGAUCCAUCCCUGCUCCCAUGUAGGCCAUGUUUUUCCAAAGAAAGCCCCAUACGCCCGGCCUAACUUCCUCCAGAACACAGUGCGUGCAGCUGAGGUUUGGAUGGAUGAUUACAAACAACAUUUCUACAACCGAAACCCUCCAGCAAGUAAGGAAAAAUAUGGUGAUAUUUCAGAAAGGAAACUCAUCCGGGAGAGACUGAAGUGCCAGAGUUUUGAGUGGUAUUUGAAAAACAUAUAUCCUGAUCUGCAUGUUCCUGAGGAUCGGCAUGGCUGGCAUGGAGCAGUGCGAAGCGCUGGGAUUCACUCUGAGUGCCUGGAUUACAACGCUCCAGACCACAACCCCACAGGAGCACACCUGUCUCUGUUUGGAUGCCACGGGCAAGGAGGCAACCAGUACUUUGAGUACACAUCGAAAAAGGAAAUCCGUUUUAACUCUGUGACGGAGAUCUGUGCGGAGGUAGCAGACAGACAGAAAUACAUUGCAAUGAGGUAUUGUCCACGAGAUGGAACUGCAGUACCUGAGAGCAUCGUCUGGGAGUUCAGAAAUGAUGGGACUAUCUAUCACCCUCACUCCAACAUGUGCAUCACCUCCCACCACACUUCAGAGGGAAGGACAGGCGUUGAGAUGAGACUCUGCAACCCGGGGGACAGAAAUCAGAUCUGGAAUUUUGAGUAAAAGGAUAUUCUGCUGUGCCUGAGAGAAGUGCAGAUGUUGUGACAGACUAUUGACGACAAAUGAAAAUUAUAUCAGCAAACCAGCAACCAUAAAGCCCUUACAUUCCUACUGAAAGUUUUCUGUGAAAAUAUAUUUGUGCCAUCACCUUUGUGCCUGUGGUUUCUGCAGACUGCCUACCACCCUCUCCCAACACAGCUGGACAUAAGUUUGAACCCGUACACUGCCAGUGCAGUAACAAUGUUAAAGAAUAUUGCACGAAUGUUUCAUGGUUUUGAAUUGUGAAUACAGUUGGGUGUUUACUGUAAUUAAGUGGAGAGUGCCAAGUUAUUUGAGUCAAGUAAUAUAAUAUUGAGAGGCUUUACCCAGCAGACAGCACUUCUCCAUCAUAAUAGAUGGCAGUUGGCCACAAAAAAGUUCACACAGUGUAGUGUUUAUAGGACAGGAAUGCUUAAGUUCAAGGUUCAACCGUGUUAUGUGCCUACUGUGUCAUUGUAGAAUUCUAAUAACGCGUGGAAUGCAGACAAAGGCUUGCAAUGGGAUUUAAGAGGACAGUUAGUUUAAAUCUGUCAAAUGAAUGAGAAAACAAAGUAACCUUCACUUGUUUAUAUCACACUCUAGUUCAUGCCAAUGUAUUGUAUGAAGGCACCUUAGCACAAAAAGCAUCACACAUUUUGCAUGGUUUGUUCACAGUUAACACAAUUCAACAUAACUGCUCACUCACAGAUUUACACACAGAAAUUAAGGAAACAUUCAUUGCCAGGGCUUGAUUUAAAAAAAGUACAUUUGCAAGGCUUGAGAAAUUCAGUGGAAUUGAAUUACACGUCACUUUAAAAAUCAACAUGUUCCUGCCUUCUAUUCAAAGGUCCCCUAUUUCUGUUUUCAAUGCUGUUCUGACGUGAGAGGUCAAUAACUGGUGCUUGAGUCUUACAAACACUUUAAAUACUGUCGCCUGGCCUGCCUUCAGCUUCCUCAAAGAUGUACAGCAUAACCGCUCUGCUUUCAGUACACCUCUCCAGCCACAAACACACAGCCCCCAGAGCAGACUAACAAGCAAACCCAUGUGUUCGGUCAAUAUAUAGAGGAUACAGAGUGAAUGGUCAUGGAGGGCUGUUACCUUUUUCCAAUGAAUAAGUGAUGACUGAUAUCGACACACUCCUAAAGAGGACAAGGAGUGCAAUAACCACAGCCCUCCGUGAAUUCCCAUGGUGUAUUCUGUUAACAUAACAAAUGCAAUGUAUGGAAAAUAAAGUUUCUUUACAACUGAAUUAAACAGAUUCAUUCUG
Messenger RNA from Acipenser ruthenus (sterlet), 3644 nucleotides. Its product is annotated as polypeptide N-acetylgalactosaminyltransferase 4. Bases 616 to 2361 code for a protein of 581 amino acids. Gene Ontology annotation, cellular component: Golgi apparatus. Lineage: Eukaryota; Metazoa; Chordata; Actinopteri; Acipenseriformes; Acipenseridae. The record is from RefSeq and is a predicted model, not a curated record. The transcript has 11 exons.